UUCUUCAAAGUGAAAGUACACAGGGGAGAUAAUUCAACACAUGAAAAAAAAAAGAUAAACAAAAUAAAAUGGAAGAGAGUAAAAUAGGAUACAAGAGUUGGAAAUGGACAGAUGCACAUUUUUGCAAUCUACCAACACAUACACUGUUAUAUCCAGGGAUGUCAUGUGGAAUCAGUACAACACCACAAACAAAUGUUUAUGGACAUGCUAAAGUAAUAGACCCAGAUGGAUCCAAUAAAUUCUUGGUUGCUUCCAGGGUUGGAAAGUUCAUUUCAUUAGAAUACCAGAUAACUAUGGACAAAUUAGCACCAUCAGCAAAAAUAAUACCAUUUUCAUAUAUACCAGCUGGAGCAGAGUUAGUGUCUUUAGAUGUAAUUUGUAAAUCAGUUCAUCACAAAAGAAUUGUUGUUGGUGUAACAUUUAUAAAAUUUGAAGAAGAGAGUGAAGAUGCAGAGAGCACAUGUAAACAAUAUUUAAAUCUGUACUCACUACAAGAGGAAUACUCGGGAUUUGAUAAUAUAGAUGAUUGUUUCAGCCAGAGUAUAGAUCUAGACUUUACUCCUUAUCAGUUAACACAUACAAGUAUAUUUGUAGCUGGUAAAUUAGAGUCUGUGUUUUUGUUGAUUGGCAGUGAUUGUAAGAUCCACAUGUACAGAGAAGUCUCAGCAAUGCAGCAGACCUUCAGAGAAUUUCCUACAGAUGAAUGUUUUCCUGAGUUUAAGGACAUAAGUACAUGUGUUCAUUGGAUAGAUAUUGUGUAUUUUAACCAGUACUCAAGACGAUUGACAGCCAGAGGACACAGAGAUGGUGGGAUUACUGUUUCACAUGUGAAUGUAGAUAGUAAUGAGAUGUUGAGUUCCUGGUCACUUCAACAUGACAGCCCUAUUACCUGUAUCAAAAUUUUUACCUUAGAAUAUAGUGUAUCUCAGCCAGGAUUUAUUAGUCAGAGAAAGGAUAAGUCAGAACAAGAAGUAGAUCCUGUCUUCCAUGUAUUAGCUCUGAGUGCACUAGAACCGGCAGCUGUAUAUAGGAAUGUUUUAUCAAAUGGUCUUAAAGAGCCCCUAGUAUUACCACAGAGUAACAAGUUUGAUGUACCUCUAUGUGUUUGUAUCGUGGAUAUAGAUUUUGAUGGAUGCAAUGAAAUAAUGAUUGGAACAUAUGGCCAGGAACUUCUUGCAUAUAAAUUUAUAUCACAAAAGCAUACUACAAAAUCUGGAAAAUCUACAGGAAAUGAAAAAUUAGACGAAUUUGGUGAUAUAAAUGAUCCAAACAGAAACCGACAUCUAUCAGAUGAGAAGGAACAGAGACUAACACCUGUUGACAUUCAAGACUCUUUAAGGUCAAAAUCACAUGAAAAUCUGAACUUCAAACAUUCUACUGAAAAUAUAACUCAAUCUAAUAAGCAACACAAACAAGAGGACUACAUGGGCAAGAAAUGUGACCAUUUUCAAUUGUUAUGGCAAAAAAGUUUUGCCUGCCCUGUGAUGGGCAUUGAUAGAUUAGACAUUAUGGGUGAUGGGAUGGAAGAUUUGGUGGUAGUUACUCUUAAAGGUGUCCAUAUUAUACAGCCCGACCUGCAGGAAAUUGCUAAAGUUUGCCUUGAGAGAAUGAACAAUAUAACACAGAAGAAACACAAAAUUAAAAGUGAUAAACAUUUAUCAAAUGUAAAAUCUGUACAAAAUAAAGAGAAAUAA
Molecule: messenger RNA, 1694 nt
Organism: Mytilus trossulus (common blue mussel)
Lineage: Eukaryota; Metazoa; Mollusca; Bivalvia; Mytilida; Mytilidae
Product: KICSTOR complex protein kaptin-like
Exons: 12
Coding region: 69-1694 (541 amino acids)
Biological process (GO): actin filament organization; negative regulation of TORC1 signaling; cellular response to amino acid starvation
Cellular component (GO): KICSTOR complex; actin cytoskeleton; lamellipodium
Molecular function (GO): actin filament binding
Source: RefSeq, a predicted model, not a curated record